UCUGAAUUACCACUCAUCCUUAUAUUUUCAGUUUUAAAGGAUAGAUAGACGGUGCUGGCCUUUGGAAUUCGUCAAGGCGUAAGGUUCGAAUAAAUAGUGCGGGGUUUUCAUUGCUACUUCUAGAUCACUGUUUUCGGAAUGUGAUCGGGGGCAGUGGAUAAAACCAAGUCUAUGAUACUGAUACGAAGGACAUAUACAUUGCUACUUGACAGCAACCUAUUUAGUUGAGCCUCAUUCGUUUUCUCUGCACGACGAUUUUCAUAAAGAAGUUGAAUAUCACGGAGGUAAAUCAUGGGUUCCAACAUAUCUGACCGAGCGUCGAGUGUCAAAGGCAGACGUAUAAGAAAGGAUGCCUGGGACGGAACAAACAUCUGGCAUCCGCAGCGAAAUCCCAACGGCUACAUCUCACUGGGUCUAGCAGAGAACUCCCUCAUGCAUUCCGAACUGCGUGAUUUCCUCAACACCAAAACCCCCAUCGACUCCAAUUCCAAAGCCUUCACCUACGGCGAUGCAUCACUCUCCCUCCGACUCGCCAUAUCUCGCUUCCUAACCUCUCAACUUCAACCCGCACGCCCUUUCACGCCAGACCAGAUGUUCGCAACAAGCGGCGUCAACGUCGCAAUCGAGCACUGCGCCUGGGGUCUCGCGAACGCAGGCGACGGCAUCCUCGUCGGCCGUCCCUACCACCGCAUGUUCAUCCAGAACAUCCAGCUCCGGAUGAACGUCCGCUUCAUUCCCGUCUCCUUCGGAGCCGAAGACCCAUUCCGCCCCGCCAUCGUCCAAGACUACGAAGCCGCAUUACACCUCGCCCACAGCCAGGGCAUCACCGUCCGCGCACUCCUCCUCUGCCACCCCCACAACCCCCUCGGCCGCUACUACCCCCUCGACACCCUCAUCCAACUCCUCAAGUUCUGCCAAAAACACCAGAUCCAUAUCAUAUCCGACGAGAUCUACGCGCUCUCCACCUUCCCCACCCGUGACACCCACCAAUCCUUCCACUCCGUCUCCUCAAUCGACACAACCGACCUCAUCGACCCGUCCCUCGUCCACAUCCUCUGGGGCCCGUCCAAGGACUUCGGCGCGAGCGGUCUGCGCACCGGCGUCGUGAUUUCGCAGUCCAACCUUGGGUUUCUCGCCGCGCUGCGGACAUGUGGGUUGUACUCUGCGCCGUCGUCGCUUGCGGAGAACGCGGUGGUGGAGGUGUUGUCGGACGGGGAGUUCGCGAGGGCGUAUGUGGAGGAGAAUCGGAGGCGGAUUGCGGAGGCGUAUGGGGUUGUUGGUGAGGUGCUGGGACGGUAUGGGUUGGAGUGGAGAAGGGGGGUGAAUGCGGCGUUUUUUGUGUGGGUGGAUUUGGGGAGGGCGUGGAUUGAGGCGAGGGGGGGAGGGAGCAGGUGGGAGGGAUUGACGGAGGAGAUUUGUGGGAGGUGUUUGGAGGAGGGGGUUGUGGUUGUUGGGGGGGAUUUAGCGGGCGCGGAGGAGGAAGGCUGGGUGAGGGUUGUGUUUACGAGGGAGAGGGGGGAGGUUGAGGAGGGGGUUAGGAGGAUUGCUAGGGCUGUGUUGGGGAAGGGGGUGGGUGUGAGGUUGUAG
This is a messenger RNA of Aaosphaeria arxii CBS 175.79, 1587 nucleotides long. RefSeq names its product PLP-dependent transferase. The record is from RefSeq and is a predicted model, not a curated record. NCBI's taxonomy places the organism in Eukaryota, Fungi, Ascomycota, Dothideomycetes, Pleosporales. Gene Ontology annotation, molecular function: transaminase activity; pyridoxal phosphate binding. The coding region runs from base 292 to 1587 and encodes 431 amino acids. The transcript has 2 exons. Gene Ontology annotation, biological process: biosynthetic process; amino acid metabolic process.